UCAAUGAGCAUCCUAUUCUUGUUGUUCUUGACACUGUAAACAAUGAGCUCAUUUGUUUGUUACCAGACUUGUCUUUCCUUGUUAUGCUCUUUUACUGAGAGUUGAGGAGGAGAGAGGGAGAGGAGAGAAGAGAGGGGUUGUUUUGGGUGGUGGCACACAAUCAAUGCAUGCUUGUGUGGCUUGACCAUUGUAGUAAUGGAGCUGAUGGCAGAGGUGGCCUGCCUUUAAUUUGCUGCAGGGAAGGGUUGGUGAAGAUGAACAAACAGGGAGGGAGACAUUAAAAGAGAAAGAGUGAGGAGGGACAGAGAGAGAGAGAGAAAGCAGUUGGGAGGGAGAGUCAGUGAGCGUGCGAGCUCGGUGUUGUUUCAACCUUGACAAGGAAAGAUCUGUUUUGACUUCUUUCUGGACUGUCUUGGAGGCCACAAGAUCAUCCCCUUUGAUCUGUUUUGUGUGCUGUGUUGCUUCUCUCUUUGGUUGAAUCGUUGAGGUUUCGCUGGAUCUCUGUUCCAUUUGCUUGCCUUCCUCCACCUCCUUGUUCUGGUCUGAAUCCAGCUCUGUUGGGUUUGGCUCUUUGGCCUCUGAUCUGAUUGAGAAAAAGGAAAAGGAAAAGGGGUUUUGUGUUCGGAAAUCAUACUUUCAACCUUUUGUUUCGCUACUCCCCCUCUCUCUCUUUCCUUCGAUGGAUGAGGUCCGAGUCUUCUCAAAGUUGUCAUCUUUGCGAGCCUUCAAUGGGAGUGGCGGAGAUUAGGGUUUGAAUGUUGCAAAAGCAAAAGUUUACUGAAUCUUUACCUUUACUUCCAUUCUCUUUUCCAGCUCGAUCUCGUCUGGAUCAUUUGGAGUUUAGUUUUUGAAAGAAAGUUCGGAUCUUUACACUCUUUGUGCUCCUCCGAAGCGAGACUUUUGAUCUGAGCCUGAUGGCCUUCUAAGGUUCUUGGCUGGGAGGGCUUGGAUGAGCAGCAUACAUGCAUCUCUCUCUAUGGAAGCCCAUUUCCCACUGCGCCGCCCUGAUCCUCGACAAGAAGAGCCGGUGGCGAGGCGGCGCCGCCACCGGUGGUUCGUCGGAGGAAGGGGCCAGGCAGCGGCGGCCCUCGAUGCUCCGGCAGCUGCAGGAGAGCAAGCUCCGCGAGGCCCUGGAGGAGGCCUCUGAGGAUGGCUCCCUGUUCAAGUCCCAGGGCAUGGACCCCGAGGCCGAAGACGAGGGCUCCAUCAGCCGGUCGAGAUCGCUCGCCUGCCUCCGCGCCCAGCGGGAGUUCCUGCGGGCCACCGCCCUCGCCGCCGAGCGCACCUUCCUCUCCGCCGAUGACAUUCCCGCCCUCGAGGAGGCCUUCUCCAAGUUCGUCAUCAUGUACCCCAAGUACCAGUCGUCGAACAAGAUCGACAGGCUGAGGUUGGACGAGUACUGCCACCUCUCCGCCGCGGGCGCCAGGGUGUGCCUCGACUACUGUGGCUUCGGCUUGUUCUCCUACCUCCAGAGCUUCCAGAGUUGGGAGUCCUCGGCAUUUAGCCUCUCGGAGAUCACCGCCAAUUUGAGCAACCAUGCUCUAUACGGUGGCGCCGAGAAAGGCACUGCCGAGUACGACAUCAAAACUCGGAUCAUGGACUACCUGAACAUUCCUGAGAAUGAGUAUGGUCUCGUCUUCACCUUCAGUAGAGGUUCUGCUUUCAAAUUGCUCGGCGAGAGCUACCCAUUUCGUGCGAACAAGAGGCUGUUGACGAUGUUUGACCACGAGAGCCAGUCUGUGAAUUGGUUGGCCCAGAGUGCUAGGGACAAGGGAGCCAAGGUCCAUAGCGCAUGGUUCAGGUGGCCGACGCUGAAGCUCUGCUCUACGGAGCUGAGGAAGCAGAUCUGUGGCAAGAAGAGGAAGAAGAAGAAGGACUCGGCGACCGGGCUCUUUGUGUUCCCCGUUCAAUCGAGAGUGACUGGGGCAAAGUACUCGUACCAGUGGAUGGCUUUGGCCCAGCAGAACAAUUGGCAUGUGCUGCUCGAUGCUGGGUCUCUGGGUCCCAAGGACAUGGAUUCUCUGGGUCUGUCGCUCUUCCGACCAGAUUUCAUCAUCACAUCCUUCUACCGGGUGUUUGGAUUUGAUCCGACAGGUUUCGGAUGCCUCCUAAUCAAGAAAUCUGUGAUGGGAAGCUUGCAGAACCAGAAUGGCUGUACUGGAUCAGGAAUGGUGAAGAUUGUUCCUGUGUUUCCUCAAUAUCUGAGUGAUUCUGUAGAUGGUCUUGAUUUGUUGGUUGGAAUCGAUAAUGAAAGGAUCGUUGAAAAUGGUGAAUCAUCCAUGUCUGAUGCUCAUAGAGGAUCCCUGUUGCCUGCAUUCUCAGGUGCAUUCACAUCAGCUCAAGUAAGAGAUGUGUUUGAGAGCGAGAUGGAUCAGGACAACAGCUCCGAUCGUGAUGGGGCAAGUACAAUCUUUGAGGAGACAGAGAGCAUUUCAAUCGGGGAGGUAAUGAAGAGUCCAGUUUUUAGUGAGGAUGAAUUAUCAGACACUUCCUUCUGGAUUGAUUUGGGGCAGAGCCCAUUUGCAUCAGACCAUUCAGGGCAGUUGAACAAGGUGAAGAAGUUGGGAUCUCCAAUGCCGCCGUCAUGGUUUACCAGAAGGAAGAAUAAUAAAAGGGUGUCACCGAAAGUUGCAUCCAUGAACUCGAGGAGGCCUAUUGGUGAUGAUCAUGUCCUAUCUUUUGAUGCAGCUGUUUUAUCAGUCUCACAAGAACUAAACCAUGUAAAGGAAGACCGAGAAGAGCCUUCAGAUUAUGGGACAAAAGAUUCAUGCUUCCAUUAUGCGAGUGAGAUCAAGGAAGAAUCCAAAGUAAAAGAUGCAACAGGCAAACGUGCCAUCAAGUUUUCUUCCGCCAAUCGAAGUAAAAUCAUUAGCUCAACUUCUGUUUGUGGAUGGGAUGAUGAUUACGAGAAUGGCACAACUUCUGAAAUUUACCCUGAAAACCAUACCGAGUUCAAAGACAGUGCCAUAAGAAGGGAAACAGAAGGUGAGUUUCGGCUGCUAGGGAGAAGGGGAGGAGAUAACAGCAGGUUUAUGGGUGGAAAGUUCCUGGGUGUGCAAGAAAGUGAACUAGCAUCAAGUAUGGAUCGAAAGGUCUCUUUCAGCAUGGACGGCAACGGAGCUGCAGAAGUAUCUUAUCAUAAUUCUGAUGCUGGUGAAGUGUCUGGGCGUGCACUAGGUUUAGGUUAUGACGAUUAUUAUGACAAUGCCAUUCAUGAUGCUGAUGAUAAUGAUGCUCAGGAGUGGGGCAGAUUGGAGCCUGAAAUUUUGUGCAGAAAUCUUGAUCACGCGAACAUGAUGGGUCUCAAUAAAACAACUCUAAGACUACGAUAUCUGAUCAACUGGCUUGUGACAUCAUUACUGCAGUUGCAAUUACCAGAUCCUGUUGGGGGCAGCAGUGUGCCAAUUGUCCAGAUCUAUGGCCCAAAGAUUAAAUAUGAAAGGGGUGCAGCUGUGGCAUUCAACGUGAAGGAUCGUAGUGGGGCAGUGAUCAAGCCAGAAAUUGUUCAAAAGCUGGCUGAGAAAAAUGGUAUCUCCCUGGGCAUUGGCUUUCUUAGUCAUAUAAGUGUCAUGAACAAUCAGAAAAAUCUACAUGGAGAAGGUUUAACAGAUACUUCAUUCCACCAUCCUGCAAACAAUCGCCAGGAGACUAAGAGUGAUAGUAAGAAUACUGUGACCAGGGUGGAAGUUGUUACUGCUUCGUUGGGGUUCCUCACAAACUUCGAGGAUGUGUACAGGUUGUGGGCAUUUGCGGCCAAGUUUUUGGAUCCUUCAUUUCUCAAGAAUGAUAGAUUGUCCACCAUUGCAGAGACUUCGGAGACAUAGCACUGAUGUUUGAUUCCUCCAGAUUUUCUCCAGAUUGAAGUGAAACCGGCAGCCUCCUGUGUUGCUCAACAAACACGAACUAUCAUGAGCAGCUGUGAAGGUUUGUUUAGGAGAUGCAGAUAAUUAAAAGCACAAUAUGGGAAUUUAAUCCUUUUCUGUAUUUCUUAUGCAUCAUCGAAACUUUUGACCUAAAAUAAUUGACAAUUUGUGGUGCUCAGUUUGCUGUGUUUCACGUGAAUUCGUUCAUUCAUCUUUUUCUA
Musa acuminata subsp. malaccensis (wild Malaysian banana) is the source of this 4084-nucleotide messenger RNA. RefSeq lists its product as uncharacterized. The record is from RefSeq and is a predicted model, not a curated record. NCBI's taxonomy places the organism in Eukaryota, Viridiplantae, Streptophyta, Magnoliopsida, Zingiberales, Musaceae.